Messenger RNA from Pieris rapae (cabbage white), 3496 nucleotides. RefSeq names its product cytosolic purine 5'-nucleotidase (gene Nt5b). Bases 179 to 1966 code for a protein of 595 amino acids. Gene Ontology annotation, molecular function: 5'-nucleotidase activity. NCBI's taxonomy places the organism in Eukaryota, Metazoa, Arthropoda, Insecta, Lepidoptera, Pieridae. The record is from RefSeq and is a predicted model, not a curated record. The transcript has 14 exons.
CCUGUAAUUUGUCAUCUGCUGUCUACAUAUAAAUAAAUAAUUUAUAUUUAAAUUAUUUUGCAAUCGUAAAUUGUGAUUAGAUGCGUGCUGUGGCGUUACAUUUACAUAUUGAUUAAUAUUUAGAAUUCAGAUUGUUCUUCAUAUAAGGGUCAUGCAAUCUAGAAGACAAUAAACUUGUAUGCAGACAACACUUAAUUUUAUGUGUACAUUGAUAAAAAACCAAAGAUUCAGACCAAAGACUUGCAUUUUAACGUUAACUAUGGCGGAAAUAAAUGUUUGCAAAAAAAAGGAUUGCUUGACUCAAGAUAAUAUUUUAUCCAAGAAAUAUUAUAGAAGAGCUGAACACAGGAUCUUUGUGAACAGAUCUCUCCAUUUAGAAAAUGUAAAGUUUUAUGGCUUUGAUAUGGAUUACACUCUGGCUGAGUAUAAAUCGCCGCAGUAUGAGACAUUAGGAUUCAAUCUUACCAAAGAAAGGCUAGUACAUAAGGGAUAUCCGCAAGAGAUUUUGGAAUUUGAAUAUGACCCCUCGUUUCCUGUUAGAGGUUUGUGGUUCGAUACCUUGUAUGGAAAUUUGUUAAAAGUCGACGCGUACGGUAAUAUUCUUGUAUGCGUGCACGGAUUUGAAUUUUUGAAACAUUCACAAGUAUACGAAUUGUACCCAAAUAAGUUUUUAACGUUGGACGAGUCAAGAGUGUAUGUGUUAAACACAUUAUUCAAUUUGCCGGAAACAUAUUUGAUUGCUUGCCUGAUUGACUUCUUCACAAACUCGCCUCAGUACACAAGGGAAAAAACUGGUGUAAGAUGCGGAGAUUUAGCUAUGUCGUUCAAAUCGAUAUUCCAAGACGUCAGAAAUGCGGUAGACUAUGUUCACAUUCAUGGGGACUUGAAGAAGAAUACCAUAGAAAAUCUAGAUCUGUAUUUGAAGAAAGACAAGAGGCUCCCAACUUUCCUGUCAAGGAUAAGAGAUAGCGGUGCGAAGUUAUUCAUUCUCACGAACAGUGACUACAACUUCACAGACAAAAUCAUGAACUAUUUGUUCGAUUUUCCUCAUGGCGCUAAGCCCGGCGAUCCUCAUAGGAAUUGGAAGACGUACUUUGACUGGAUCGUGGUAGAUGCUAAGAAACCGCUUUUCUUCGGCGAGGGCACAACCCUUCGGCAAGUGGACACCCGCACGGGGGCACUCAAAAUGGGACACCAUGUUGGACCUCUGCAUGAGGGUCUCGUGUAUUCUGGAGGAUCCUGUGACGUAUUCACGGAACUGAUUAGCGCCAAGGGCAAAGACGUGUUGUACAUCGGUGACCACAUAUUUGGAGAUAUCUUGAAGUCCAAGAAGAUUGGUGGAUGGCGUACAUUCCUCAUAGUUCCAGAGUUAGUCCAAGAGCUUCAUGUAUGGACAGACAAGUGCCAAUUGUUUGCACAACUCCAAAAUUUGGAUAUACAACUCGGAGAUAUGUACAAAGAUCUCGAUUCGAGUACAAAAGAGAAGCCGGAUAUCUCGAAAUUGCGUGCGGCCAUUCGUGACGUCACACACAAGAUGGAUCUUGCUUAUGGUAUGCUCGGGUCGCUCUUCCGGUCCGGUUCCAGACAGACGUUCUUCUCGUCACAGGUGGUGAGGUACGCAGACCUGUAUGCAGCAUCAUUCCUUAACCUGAUGUACUAUCCCUUCUGCUACAUGUUCCGUGCCCCGGCUAUGCUCAUGCCCCACGAGUCUACGGUCGCACACGAACAACGAUUCACAGUUGAUACGCCCACCAUUGAUAGAACGCGACAGACAUACGCCCAACGCGCUCUCAGCACUACUUGUGUGGCAGAGAUUUCAUCUGAUGAAGCUGUUGGAUCACAGGAUACGGACAGCAAGAACUCAACAGUACCCCAUGUGCGUCCAGAGACGCCCCGGCAACUGACACACACACACGACGAAGAUUGUUCUGAUGAUGAAGAUGUUUCUAAGGGGUCACACAAAUAAAACAAGGUACAAUUGUCGACCGACGCAGAAACACUGGCCUGGUUUACGUUAUGAAAAUAUGUUUCUUUAAACCCUAUGUUAAAACCAAAUGUUUGAUGUAUAAAAAUUUAAAUUUUAACCAUUUUAUUGACAAAUAAAACGAAGUAUUCACCAAAUCACACUUGACCGUAUUCAGACCCCUAUUAGCUGGUUUUUAAGCGUUCUGUAACGCUUAAUUAAGCACUUUAAUAACAAUAAACGUUUUGUGAAACUGAGCUUUGUUAUAGGAAUAGUUUUAAGCGCUAGAUUGGUGCAAAUUAGAGUCAUAUUUAAAAUUUAAAGCGCUUCGAGCGACCGCAUUGCUUUUUAAAGUCGACAUUUGCAAGGUUCCCAAUUCCCUCGCUAUAGCGGCUGGUCAAGACUAAAAAAGUGUGGCAGCAUUUUUUUGGCUUUUAACAAUUAGUUAGUAUUUUUGUUGGACAAUGGCUUAUAUAUUCUACUUUUCUAACAAUUAAGUUAACAAAAAACAGUUUGUUUAAAAGUUGCAAAGUUAUCCGUAAAGAACAUUUUUGAAAAUUAAAAUAGUGAUUCUAGCGGAAUUCAUAAGUCAUUGUAUGUUGUGUUUUGUAAGAUUUAUGUUUAUAAUAAAUUUUAUUUUUUGUUGUGAUAUAUUCACACUUGGUAUAUUUUAAGGUAUGUUCUUAUGUCAAUUUAUUACAAUAUUAAAAUAUAUAAUUAUAAAGCUAUAUAUUAUAAUUUUCAAUAAACAGUUAUCAGUCCUUAUAGUCACAUACUACAUAAAAAUUUAAUCCAAAUUCAGCAACUAUAUGUUGUUUCUCUCUGUAUAAUAUUUUGUAAAGGACAUACUACGUCAUUGCUCGUUGAGUGCUUACGGUUUGAAAAAGGGAACUUCAAUAACUAUACGCACAUGAAUAAUCUCUGAUAAUAAUUGUAGUUAGGUAGAGUUAAAAUGUAGCUAAUAGGUGACACUAAGUGUAAAGUGGAGUCUAAAUUAACAAGAAAAAAUGUAUUUUAACAAGAACGAAUUUUUUUAACAAAUGUUUCUAGUAUGAAUGUUUUUGUGUUUUUUUGCGGAUGUCAAACUUACUUCAAAUGUACGCUUUAAAUGAACAAAAAAAAUCUACAGUUAACACAUGUUUCAAUCAAAGAGAUGACUAUAAUGGCAAUACAUUUUCUAUGUGUAACAUAAUGCUUGCGUUCCCUAGUUUAUUAAUAGAAAGGACUAAGGUCGCCUCGGGUGUCAAACAUCUCUCUUUAAUCUUUUUAUUUUAUUUCUGAAUAAAAUAUCAAUAUCUAGGAAAUUUGGUAUUUUAUUUGAUGAUGAAAAAUGUUUUCUAUAAAGUUUUUUGUUCUAGCCAGUCUAGACUCCACUAAAAAUUGACUGAGCUGCACAUAUUAAUUGUUAUUUGUGAUUAGAUACGAGUUUUGUCCCUAACUAUUGAUUACAAGUAUGUGAUUAUUACUAGUGAUUUUAAUAUAUUUUUUAAAUUAUCAAAGUAAAAUUGAACACAAUAAAUAGAAUGAAUCAUA